CCUCUAAGACAGACCAGCAAAUCUCCCUGCAAAACCAGCUGACGAAGCUCAGAAACACAGACAACAGUAUGAAGAAAUGGUGGUUCAGGCCAAAAAACGAGAGCUGAAAGAAGCCCAGCGGAGGAAAAAGCAACUGGAAGAAAGGUGCAGAGUAGAGGAAAGCAUUGGCAACGCUGUUCUUACUUGGAAUAAUGAAAUUUUACCUAACUGGGAAACAAUGUGGUGCUCUAGAAAAGUUCGAGAUUUAUGGUGGCAGGGAAUCCCUCCAAGUGUGAGAGGCAAAGUCUGGAGCUUAGCCAUUGGCAACGAGUUAAAUAUCACCCACGAACUUUUUGACAUCUGUCUUGCCCGAGCCAAGGAGAAGUGGCGGUCCCUGAGCACGGGAGGUUCUGAAGUGGAGAGUGAAGAUGCUGGGUUUUCAGCAGCAGACAGAGAAGCUAGUCUGGAACUUAUUAAACUGGACAUUUCUAGAACAUUUCCUAAUCUCUGCAUUUUCCAGCAAGGCGGUCCAUACCAUGACAUGUUGCACAGUAUUUUGGGCGCUUAUACUUGCUACCGACCGGAUGUGGGUUAUGUUCAGGGCAUGUCCUUUAUAGCAGCAGUAUUGAUCUUGAACUUGGAUACUGCAGAUGCCUUUAUUGCUUUUUCUAAUCUUUUGAAUAAACCCUGUCAAAUGGCAUUUUUCCGAGUGGAUCAUGGCCUUAUGUUGACUUAUUUUGCUGCAUUUGAAGUAUUCUUUGAAGAAAAUUUGCCGAAAUUAUUUGCUCAUUUCAAGAAGAACAACUUAACUCCAGACAUCUACCUAAUUGAUUGGAUUUUUACCUUAUAUAGUAAAUCUCUGCCCCUCGAUCUGGCCUGUCGUAUCUGGGAUGUGUUCUGCCGAGAUGGGGAAGAGUUCUUGUUCCGCACGGCCCUGGGCAUCCUGAAGCUGUUUGAGGACAUCCUGACGAAGAUGGACUUCAUCCACAUGGCCCAGUUCCUGACCAGGCUGCCCGAGGACUUGCCUGCAGAAGAGCUGUUUGCUUCCAUUGCCACGGUUCAGAUGCAAAGUCGGAACAAAAAGUGGGCUCAGGUACUGACUGCUCUGCAGAAAGACAGCAGGGAAAUGGAGAAAGGGAGCCCAUCCCUCAGACACUGAGGCUGCAGAUGUGACGCGCGCUCAACAUGGAGGCAAUACUCCAGCGGCACCCGUGUGGUUUCAGACUGACUCCGGGCAAUCUAGAAGAACCGGGCCUCUUUUUGAUUCCUAACCCUGGAAACACUGGAGUUGGCCUUAAACAAAACAAACAGGAAAAACUUCUAAAGAAUUAAACCAAGGCUUAGCCUUAAGAAGCUCAGUGAACAAUGCCCUGGUGUUGGCCACAGCCAACCACUAUGUUUUCUGCAUGGUUUAAAGAUAGGGCAGUGGCUAACUUCCUCCCUCCUUUAUUUCAGCAAAAGUUAAUUAAAUUGUCAUGCUUUUAUGUCAACAACUGGAAAGUACAUUACAAUCUUUCUUAUCCAGGAGCCUGCAUGAGAAAUGUUAUUUGGAAGACCUAAGAGAUAUUAUUGGUUCAUAUUUACGUAUUUUAGAUAAAAAGGAGAUUGAGUUACUGAGGUAAUCUUUCCAAAGCUGGAGGUUAUGUUCCUAAAACCCACCUACCAAAGACAGCACUAAAGGAAAGCAGGCUCUCUGAGGAAGGUGCUCAGUGCCCAUGGGCUCCCUGGGAAUCAGCCCAACCUGCUUGUUGACAUUUUAUCAUGUUGCCCUGACAAAAUUAUAGCAGAAAGGCUGAAAUACACACUGAGGUUCCAGUGGGGACCUGCUCUCUGAAAGAUCACUCCUUGCGUCUGCUGAGCAAGGGUGGAAAGUUUGAGCAGGAGGACCGAUUUGCAAAGAAGGCCUGUGGCAAUACAGACAGGUUUAGGAGUUGAUGGAAAACAGAAUGACAACAGCUCCCCUUUGAGUAAAAUGUUGGGGAAAGAGAAUGUGGAGACUUGCCCUCUUCCAUCCUACCUGUUUUUAUAGAGGUCGGUAAAAUAGCACCACCACCACCCACCCCACCCCCACUACUCCUGUGCUCUAAGAAUGUUCUCCUUUGCCUCUGUCCCCUGAAUAGCUGCUCCGUCCUAAGUGCCAGUGAGGCCCUCCUUGCACUUUGGCUUUAGAAUAAAUGCUUCCUACCCUGUUGUAGAGGUGGGGGAGUGGGCAGCAUCUGACAGCCCAGACAGCCCAGUCAAAACUCGAAGUAUCUGGACCAUCAGCCCUUUCCCAUUUGAGCUGGCUUUCCCAAGGUCAUUGGUAAAUUUUAUGUUCUAGCUUUUCCUUGGCUAAUUUUGAGAAUUUUGUAUAAGAACUUUUGCUAUCCAAAUCGACAGACAUGAACAGUUUUUGCACAGAAUAGCCUGAACAACAGGCUAGUGUCUGUGGAAGCAGGCUCCUACAUGAUGUAACCAGCUGGUCUUUGGGAGCGCCCAACAGACCAGGUUUGGAGGCACAGUGAGCUGUGCAGGAGUGCCUCCGUAUGGUCUGCACUCUACGGCCCCAUAGCCAUACAUACUGCCCACAGGGAGCACUCCCAUGGCUGAUCUAGUUUCUGAUUUUGAGGCGUCUUUGGCUCCUUCAGUAUAGCAUGCAAUGGGAGAUGGACUGGGGGCUAGGGAGUAAAGCCUAACUGUGGCAUUAUUUUUCUAGAUUUUCUAUUGCUGCCAUACAGCUAAUGACUCUUCUAGGUUCAGUAACAAGUUGCCGACCGCGGGGUCGUCCUCAUGCCUUCCAUCCCAACUCUGAACCGUGUGCCAUUUGUCCUGGAAUCUCCUUUCUUCCCCUUCUAUUCUUAACUGACUCUCCAGGGAGGUUGCUGAGCACCAUGGAUACCUUUCUGCCUCAGCCUUUAAAUGCUGACUCGCCUCCCCUCUUGGAGGAGGCGUCCUGUCUUCACUGGAGGUCUUAGCAGCCUCCAGACCUAGCCAUUUUCUGACAUCUGGAUGCUGAAUGUAACCCAGGCUGAGCUGGGCUGCGGGGGUGGGGGCUUGAGCCCUGUGCACUGUUGCUCCUUGCAAAUGUACUUAUUUUUGUUCCAUGAUGUGGGUGUUCUGUUCUUUAAAGAUGUAUAUAUUUUCUUACUGUACAUAAAGAUGUUCCUUAAGUCAUACAGAAAGAGAUGCAACAAGGGGCCUGUACAGCUCGUUUAGAAUGCAGUUGUAAACUGUGUGUGUAUUCAAAACUCAGCUCUUAGCAUUUCUUGUCAAGCAGUUUGACACAGAUCCUUUUGGAUAGUACCACCUAUGCAUUAAGUCCUUAAACAGAAUUCGAUGCCAAUCUGGAAUGUACACCAUAUCUGGAGUUCAGAAAAGUUUUUUUUUUUUUUUUUUUUUUGAGACAGUCUCAAGC
Otolemur garnettii (small-eared galago) is the source of this 3373-nucleotide messenger RNA. It is a transcript of the gene TBC1D14, whose product is annotated as TBC1 domain family member 14. Lineage: Eukaryota; Metazoa; Chordata; Mammalia; Primates; Galagidae. The record is from RefSeq and is a predicted model, not a curated record. The transcript is spliced from 13 exons. The coding region runs from base 77 to 1138 and encodes 353 amino acids.